This is a messenger RNA of Penaeus vannamei (Pacific white shrimp), 597 nucleotides long. NCBI's taxonomy places the organism in Eukaryota, Metazoa, Arthropoda, Malacostraca, Decapoda, Penaeidae. The record is from RefSeq and is a predicted model, not a curated record.
AUGAACCCCACGUCAUCAGGAGUUCAGGUGUUAAAAGUUAAGAAUAUGACUUUUUUUGGCUGUUUAUUCUUGUACUCUUCUAAGGUGCUGAUGAAGACUAGGAUUGUACAGGUCAAAAUCUUCGUUAUGAGACUUAAAAACAUCACAGUCAUUUUACAUUGUCCUGCGGGAGUAUUGGAAGAUGAAGAGCCACUCCCGGAAGAUGAGCUGCCAGAACACCUGCGAUCUCCCCCCAACAUGAAAUUCGACCCGAGCAACAUCGGAGACCCAGAGCAGUUGCUGAAGAUGAGCAAGAAAGGCCGCACCCUCAUGAUGUUUGUUCAGGUCAAGGAUGAACUCACUCCCGAGAAAGCAGAAGACAUCACAAAGCUCUGGCAGAGUGCGCUACAUAAUAACCAUAUACAGGCAGAGAGGUACAUGGUUGACCAGAGAAGAGCAAUCUUCAUGUUUAAGGAUGGUGCUCAGGCGUGGGACGCAAAGGACUUCCUGGUCGAGCAAGAAGAGUUUAAGGAGUGCUCGAUAGAGAACAAGGUCUACCACGGACACUUUACUCCUGAGGUAGGAACAUCUUGUGUGAAUUGAGUGUUCGUGCGGGUG